This is a messenger RNA of Rhopilema esculentum, 4389 nucleotides long. RefSeq lists its product as uncharacterized. The record is from RefSeq and is a predicted model, not a curated record. NCBI's taxonomy places the organism in Eukaryota, Metazoa, Cnidaria, Scyphozoa, Rhizostomeae, Rhizostomatidae.
UGGGCAUUGUGGACCUGUGAAUUUCCCUUUGCUAUAAAAUAAACGUCUUUCAAUAGGUUGAUCGACUGCGUAGCAAGCUAGAUGAGGCAAAUGCGUCUGUAGUAGGGUUUGAAGAGCGACUCCAGAGGCAAGUGCGCUAUGAAGGCAACAUGAAAAAAGUGGUAGCACAAUUGAAGGAUUACCUGUAUAUCUUUGAAGAUGAAAAUAGCAAACUUAAAGAGGACCUUGAGAAAAUGGAAAAUGUUAUCGAAGAUUUGCGAAAAGAGAAAUCACAACAGGAUUUAGCAAUGGCUGAAAAGGAGAAGGAAAAUAAAGAGAUGAAGAACAAAAUUGAUGCUUUUGAUACGGAAAGGUCAAAGUCAAAGUGCGACUGCAAGGAAAAAAUCAAGAAUUAUGAAGCGAAAUUUAAAGAAUUGUCAACGGAGAAGCAAUUGCUUGAUGAAAAGUUGCACAACUGCUCGUUGGUAGGGGACGAGAGGUCUAAUAAGAUUAUUCAGCUGACAGAAAGCAAUAAAAGAUUGGCUGAAAAAGUAGAAAAUAUACAAGAAAGAUUGGACGCCAUGUUUGAUGAGAAGACACAGUUAGAGCAUGCACUUGAACGAAAGAAAUUAGAAUGUGAUGCAAAGGAUAACGACUUGGUUGAUUUCAAUCGGAAGAUACUGGCUAUGGAAGAUAAACUGGCCACAAAAGAGCAACAACACGCGGCGAUUAGUCAGAAAUUGAAACUGUGUAUGAUGGCAAACGAAAGGGUUGACUUAGAAAGACGAAGAUCUGAUGAGGAUCUGUCUCGAGCUUCUGUUAUCAUAUCUGAAUUAGAAAACAAAGUAAGCACUCACAAAGGCAGUUGUGAAAAGUACAAAGCAGACAUUAAAAGUAAAGACAAUGAAAUUGCAAGGCUGACAGAGGAAUACCAUGGAUUAAGGAAUAAAGCAGAAGAAGGUCGUAUAGAGAGAGAAAUGCUCAAAGUGAAGAUGGAGAACAAUGAACAUAAUUAUGAAAAGCUUAUUGCAGAGCACAAUCGAGCAAAGGCGACUGAAAAAGAUUAUCAAAUCGAGCUGGAGAUUAAAAGGCGAGAAAUAGGCAGCCUGAAAGAAAAACUUGAGUCUUCAAGGAAAAAAAUGGCAAACUACGAGCAAGAGAACCGUCUGCUGGCCGAAAAGGUUACAAGCUUAGUUGCUGAUGGGGAGAAAUGCAGGGAAGCUAAAACUGAAGAAAUUGCAAGAUGCGAAGAGAAAUACGAGGAAUUGGUUCUGAAGUUGAAUGCAUUGAAUAAUGUCGUACUGCAAAAAGAAGCACUACUUCAAUCGUCUGAAAACAAUCUCAAGACAGAGAAGGAGCAGUCGUCAAAGUCAAUUCGAAAGUUGAGAAAGACGGUGCGUCAAUGCCAAGAAGCAGACGAGGCUAGUAGAAAUCAGCUGUCAUCUUUGCAACGAGACAACAACGGACUGCAAGAGAACCUCAACAGACUCCAGAAAGAAAACUCAGAAUUAAAUGAAGCUCUGAUUGUCGCGAGGAACAGCAAAGAAGAUAAUGAGCACGAAAUCAUGAAGCUUACUGAGAAGGUGUACGAUAUUGCCCAUGAUUUGAAGGAGUCUGAACAGUCCUGCAAGUCCCUGAAAAAGUCUUUAACGAAGGCAAAGGCUGAAAAUCUAACCAAAGCGAAUGAGACAGAGCUAUUUAAGGAUGAAGGAAUUGUUCUUCGUAAAAAGAUAAAAGAGUUAGAAGAAAGUAUCAAAAGGCUUGAAAGUAUCGUUGAGGAGCAACGUACAGACCAUGAAAAUCUGGAGAAUGAAUGUAAAGCAAAAAUGGCAGACAUAGAGAGUUUAAAGCAGGAGCAACAUAGUAAUAAUGAGCUAAUAGCCAAAGGAAAGCAGCAUAUCAGUAAUCUUGUGCAAGAAAAAGAUGCUUUGAUAAAUCGCCUAAGUCAAAAACAAGACCAACUGGAGAAUCUGAAGCAAGAACGAAAACAAUUGAAUCUUUCACUUCAGGAGAUACAAAAUACUUUGGGAGCUUCGGUGAAAGAAAAUGAGCGAUUGUCAGCAGAAGAGAAACAUCUUCUCUUAAAAAUCGAAGAUAUGCUGAAAUUUACAAAAACACUGGAGAGCAAGCUACAUGAAAAUGACACAAUGAUAUCCCAACUUGAAGAAAGAAAUGCGAAAUUAAACUUCGAGAAAGACUCUCUUCAGCUAGAGGCAAAAGAUUGUGCAGCAGAAAAACGCAGGUUGCUUGACAAUGAGAAGUACCUUCAAAAACAACUUAAUGAAAAGGAAAAACUGGCGGCUGAAGCAACAGAUGGCUUAGAAAAACUAGGUAGGCAAUUGCAAAUAAAAGAAGAUACACUUGUUACACUUGACAAUGACACCAAGGAACUAAACAGGAAGUAUAGUAAGUUACAUGAUGAAUUCUUGGAAACAACUGAAAGAAAAAAAGAAGUGGAAAAAGAUCGCGAUGAGGCAAGACAAAAUGUGAUACACUUGAAUAAAAUUCUAACUGAGCUCAAAGGCAAAGUUGAGGUUUUGAAUCAAAGCCUUGAAGAAGCAAGGGAAGAAAAUGAUGCAACGAAGAAAAAGUAUACCAAGAAGAAAAUUGAAGCGAAAGAUGCUGAGCAAAGAAUCAAUGAGCUUGAAAAGACAGUAACAAAGUUCGAGGAAGAGAACAAAGAACUUAAGGAAAAAUCAAACGAAUUAGCAAACGAAAUUCAGAGAUUAGAGGCUGCUUAUUAUGAGAUUAAAAGCAAAUGUGAAAAUAUUGAAAAAGAAAAGAAAGAGGUGAUGCAGCGAGAAGAGGAGGCGGCAAACAAGAUACAUAAACAAGAAAAGGAUUUCGAGGCAUUGAUGAAAGAAACCAAGAGCAUUUCAAAGGAGUUAUUGAAAGUGAAAAAGAACUACACUGAAACUCUUGGUGACGUCAUCAACCAAAAAUAUCUGAUUGAUGAGUUGUCAGGGAGCCAUCAAUACGAACAUGCUCAGAGAAAGAAAGUAGAAAAAGCCAUCGAAGAAAAAGAUGAUGAGCUCUUUGAGAUGAGACAAAAAAUUACUUGGUAUGACAACGAGCUUGUUAAAUUGAAGGGACUUUUUGAAAGCGAAAAGGGAUUAAGAAUUGAAAUUGCAAACGAUAUCAAGAAAAUUAAGAUGAACUGCGAGGCUCUAGAAGAAGACAAGAUUCGUCUUACGAAUGAAAAAGAAGAGAUUGAACAGCAUCUGAAGAUACGCGCCUCCCAGGUUAACAAAUUUUUGGUAGUUGAGCAAGAGAAGGUUGAAGAUAUGCGGCAACAACUCGAUGAGAAGAAUAAAGAUCUGGAGAAUUUUGAGCUAGAACUUGCUAGGAAUAGGGAAACCUUUAAAAAGCUGGAAGAAGAUCUUCAAGAAGCAAAGAAGGAGUCUCUAGGAAAGAGCAAUCGCAUACAGGAUUUAGAGAAAGACUUGAAAACAUUAUCAGACGACCAAAAAACACUGACAGACUUAAUAGAAGACUACAAAAACAAAAGUAGCACCAACGAAGAUCUGAUCAAAACAAUGCAAGUGAUGGCUAACAAAAAUGAGCUGGAAACUGCAGAGCUGAAGGAUAAAAUAAGCUCACUGGAAAAAGAAACAAGGUUCUUAGAGAAAGUAAAAGAGUCGUCAGAGAGAAGACUGCAGAUAAUUGAAGAAAAAGCAAAAGAAGCCGACAAGAAAUACAAAAUACAAUGCGGCGAAGAAUGUGCGCUGAGAGAAAGUUUAAAAACAGCGAGAUGGGAAUUUCUUAAGCUGCUUGAAGAGAAAGAGUGUAUCGAGGAACAGAAACAUGUUCUAGAGAUAAAGCUUCUUCAGGGUGACUCUGUUCAUAGUAGCAGAGGUGCAAGUCACGGAAGAGAAAUGUACUCUCUCUACGGAAAAAGUACAACUAGAGACGGCAAACGGAUGUCAGCUGACAAAGAAAUGACUCCCAUGUCAAACAGCAAUAGGCCAAUCCGACUGGAUAGCAAGUUUACAUCCCCUGGGAAUCUCGACUUUGAUUAUGAAGACGACGAGGAACUAGCAGCAAUACUGAAACUAUAAAAUCUUCACAUAUAGCAAAACAAACUCAGGCAGAAUUUCAUAAAAUAAAAAGUUAAUAGCUUAAUGUACAUAGCCGAAACGAGAGAAACAAAAAUUUGGGUUUAUACUGAUAAAUAAUGGUGGAAGUAGAUAAUUGGCAUAUUCAAAAACGGAUUUUUUAUAUAAUGAAUUAUAAAUUGAAUGAAAAACUAUUUCACUCACUGUUGUUCUACAUUUUUCAUUACGCAACAUGGUUGUGAGUACAAGGCAUAUGAUGAUAAUUGGUAGCAUGUGAAAUGGUGGAAGAUAAACAUCCGUUUUUAAAAAGACAAGAUUCACUGCCGAUUGCAAAAAUGGGAAUAAUUACCUGGUU